Messenger RNA from Paramuricea clavata, 482 nucleotides. NCBI's taxonomy places the organism in Eukaryota, Metazoa, Cnidaria, Anthozoa, Malacalcyonacea, Plexauridae. The record is from the annotation of a GenBank genome assembly.
AUGGAAUUAUUACAGAGCAAGCCUUAUCAGGAAUCCGUUCAAUCAAUUAUUGUAGAUGAAGCUCACUGUAUUUUAGAAUGGUAAGUUAGUAAAUGUAUAGUAAAAAAUGUUUUAUAGAAAUUAUACAACAUUAAUUUUUCAAUAACGCAUUGACGUCAACUUGUAAAAAUAUUAAUUAUUUGUCUUUAAUAUUGUUUUGCAGGGGACUUGACUUGAGGAAAGAUUAUUCAAAUUUGGCAAUGUUGUGUGCUACGUUCCCUACCGUCCCUGUUGUUGCCCUCACUGCUACAGCAAGCAAGGCAGAUGUUAUAUUAAUUAAGGAAUCUUUAAAUUUGAAAAAACCAGUGGAAAUCGCAGCUAAUCCUGCCAAGCCAAAUAUAUUUUAUGAAAAUAUCAUCAGAAAGGGCAAUGACCUUGAAUUUUUUCAGGAACUUCUACACAACCAACUGUUUUACUUAAAAAGUAAUUGGAUUACCCUUUGA